Fusarium vanettenii 77-13-4 is the source of this 369-nucleotide messenger RNA. RefSeq lists its product as uncharacterized. The coding region runs from base 1 to 369 and encodes 122 amino acids. Lineage: Eukaryota; Fungi; Ascomycota; Sordariomycetes; Hypocreales; Nectriaceae. The transcript is spliced from 6 exons. The record is from RefSeq and is a predicted model, not a curated record.
AUGCAUACAACAGCUCAACUGAGCCAGUCAGGAACACGGAACGGACGAGGCGGACUCUGCAUAUGGGAGCCUGCCAGAAACACAGGCAGAAAGAGGCAGUGUCCUGUCUGCCUAGCCAAGAAAGACUACCUUCAUAGGGAGAAUCUGCUUCUGCCAACCCCGUCAUCACGGCCAAGUCGUUCCUUGAGGGGGGUUAAAAUUGCAGUGAAAGUUGGAGACCAGAUCUCUGCCAACCCGCCUGCAGCAGCUUACUAUGCAAUGGCUUACCCGAACCAGCCAGGAACGCAGCGAGGUGGAAGCGUCAUCAGACGAAUGACCUCGGAAGACAUCCUUACGAACUACACGUUUGGUCUACCGAAGGCGCGAUAA